AUGAAAAAUAAAAAGAAAAUGUAGGAUCUUUUUUAACGGAAGGAAACUCUAGCAGGCAUCUUUUAUUUGAUUGAAGAUGUAGAUGAACAAAUCUUUGGGAUUAUAUUAGUAAUAUUAAGAAAGGAAAAAGCGUAAGACUGCAUUAGAUUUCUAUCAGAUAAGGGGAAUCAAAGACAAUUAGAAUCAUAAAUUUUGCAAAAAGUAACGAGCUUUACCUAAGCUGAUACAGAAUGGAAAUUGUCAGUUGUUAGAAAAGACUUGAAAAAAGCUAACGAUAUCCUAAAAGAAUUAAAAGAUCAUGACUUCAAUAAGUUAGACUAUUCCUCUGAAGAAAAUGAAGAGUCUACAUUAGGUCUUAUUAAAAGCAUCAAGGAUAAUAGAAGGAUCAUUGAAUUUCUGUAAUUUUUGGUUCUCCUCACCUCUAUUGAUAAAAAUUUAAUAUAGGGUGGGUCUAAUUCAUUACAUUUAUUAGUCUUAAUGAAGGUAAACCUUAGGAACAAAAAUUUUGAAAAUAUAAAAAUCUGUAAUACUUCUUUAGAGGGAGCUAAUUUUGUUAGGUGUAAUUUUAGUGGAUCUUAAUUUAAUAAUGUCAACAUAAGCGGAAUAAAUCUAAAUGGGGCAUUAUUAUUGAAUUGUAAGUGGAGAGACUUAAUAAUCCUUGAAUUAAAUAAAUUACAUGGUCAUGAUGAUUAAGUAAGUUCAAUUUGCUUCUCUCCUGAUGGAAAUACAUUAGCAUCUGGUAGUGAUGAUAAGUCUAUUCGUCUUUGGGAUGCUAAAACAGGAUAAUAAAAAGCCAAAUUAGAUGGUCAUACUAGCGCUGUCUAAUCAGUCUGCUUCUCUCCUCAUGGAAAUACAUUAGCUUCUGGUAGUAGAGAUAACUCUAUUCGUCUAUGGGAUGUAAAGACAGGAUAAUAAAAAGCAAAAUUAGUUGGUCGUACUAGCGCUGUCUACUCAAUCUGUUUCUCUCCUGAUGGAAAUACAUUAGCUUCUGAAAUUGGUGAUGGGUCAGUCCUAUUAUGGGAUACUAAAACAAGAAAGAAAAGAGCCAAAUUAUAUGGUCAUUCAUUUUAUUUCUACUCUGUCUGUUUCUCUCCUGAUGGAAAUACAUUAGCUUCUGGUAGUGUAGAUAACUCUAUCCGUCUAUGGGAUUUCAAAACAGGAUAAUAAAAAGCCAAAUUAGAUGGUCAUACUAGUGCUGUCUAAUCAGUCUGCUUCUCUCCUGAUGGAAAUACAUUAGCUUCUGGUAGUGUAGAUAACUCUAUUCGUCUAUGGGAUGUAAAGACAGGAUAAUAAAAAGCAAAAUUAGUUGGUCCUACUAGAGCUGUUAACUCAGUCUGUUUCUCUCCUGAUGCAACUACAUUAGCUUCUGGUAUUUAUUAAGGUAUUUGUCUAUGGGAUGUAAAAACAGGAUAAUUAAAAGCCAUAUUGGAUGGUCAUGAGAAUGAUGCUAUGUCAGUCUGUUUCUCUCCUGAUGGAAAUAUAUUAGCUUCCGGUAGUAGUGAUAACUCUAUCCUUCUUUGGGAUGUCGAAAGAGGAUAAUAAAAAGCCAUAUUUGAUGGUAGUAUUAAAGAUGUUAAUUCAGUCUGUUUUUCUCCUGAUGGAAAUACAUUAGCCUCUGGUAGUGAUGAUAACUCUAUCCGUAUUUGGAAUGUAAAGACAGGAUAAGAAAUUAAAUCCUCUGAUAAAAAUUACAAAGAUCUUUUAAUAUAAUUUACGAUUGCAUUCCAAAAAAAUAAUUUUCUAUCAGAAGGUUGUAUAUAUCUAUUUGAUAUUAUUAGGCUCUAAUUACAUUAAUAUACUUCGUAUAUCCCAAGAGGCUAUAUUUCAAGCUAAAGGAGCUUUUAUUCUAAAAGGAGAAUUUUUUGAUGAAUCAGGUUUUGAUUUAAAGACAUUUUUGAAACAAAAAGGAAGUUGCUUUUUAGAAGAUUUAAAGAAAAAGUGA
Messenger RNA from Paramecium primaurelia, 1942 nucleotides. The record is from the annotation of a GenBank genome assembly. NCBI's taxonomy places the organism in Eukaryota, Ciliophora, Oligohymenophorea, Peniculida, Parameciidae.